GAGGGGUUAUCAGACGAUAACAACUCCACCACAAUUAUAAUAUUUGUUUGCUAAAUUUCUUGGAUAUAUCCUCAAUUGCUUGUUGUACACGUUCUUGGAUCUACAUCUCACAAAAGAAACGACUGCCGAAAUUGGAAUUUCUCAACUUGCUUCUUUUAUCCGUUGGGCUUGGAUCUUAAUUUGUGUCUCAGCACCCAACAGAUUACGCCAUACCGUUAUUUCCCCUUCAGCCUCGCGAUUGCUCCCUUGAAUGCGAGCAGACAACUUCCAACGUUCCUUGACUUGUUAGCAACAGAUAUUGCACAACUACAUUCCAUUUUGAUUCAUUGAGUUUCCGAAGAAACGCCCCGACACUUCGAAAUUUCAAGAAUCUAAACCUCAACAGAGGACAAGAUGUGUCGCUUUCUGGUAUAUAAAGGCUCAGAUGCCAUUUUACUUUCCAAAAUCAUUUUGGAACCCACCCACUCAAUUCUCAAUCAGUCUUUCGACUCCCGUCUUCGUUUGGACAUGAGAAGACCUCACAAUGGUGAUGGAUUUGGUAUUGGUUAUUACACGGAACCUGAACUUGGACCUGAGCCAUGCAUCUUCACAUCAACCAUUCCUGCGUGGAAUUGUAUCAACCUUCAACGAAUUGCUUCAAAGACCGCGUCGCCGCUCAUAUUUGCUCACGUACGAGCUACAACCGAAGGUUCCCUCAGUGAUGACAACUGCCACCCUUUCUCCCAUGGAAGUUUGAUGUGGAUGCAUAAUGGUGGAUUGGGUGGUUGGAAACACAUAAAAAGACGCUUGGGUGAAAGACUAGCCGACAAAUGGUAUCUUGGAGUUCACGGAGGGACCGACAGUGAAUGGGCAUUCGCAUUAUACCUAGAUACACUCGAGAGAAUGGGUCAUAACCCAAGUGCUCCACCAGCCGAUGGAUUUGGUCCGACCGUUUUAAGGCAUGCCAUGCUAGCUACCAUCAAGCAGAUCAACGAUUUCAUUGCGGCAAUCCCAGAAAAGACAAUUGAGGAAGAAAAUCUGGAUAUCCGAAGCUUGUUGAACUUUGCAAUUACCGACGGACAUAGCAUUGUCUGUACUCGUUAUGUCAGUAGCAAAACCGACGAGGCAGCUAGUCUGUACUACUCUUCCGGCACUACAUGGGAGGACAAAAGUAACAAGGGCGAAUACCAAAUGGAUCGUCGUGAUAAGGGUGCUGAUAUCGUUCUUGUUGCAAGUGAACCAUUAACAUUUGAAAGAGAAAGCUGGGUGACAGUUCCGACCAACUCCACUUUGACAAUCCACAAGCAGACUGUUAUGGUGCAUCCAAUUAUCGACGAGUAUUAUAACCACAACCCAUAUCAUUCGCGAUCCUCUCAAUUCGUUACUGACAAGGGUCUCGUCACCAAUGAAAAAUCAACGCCAGCUCCUACGCCAGCUCCUACUGGAUCUACACGAUUACAUCAAUCACUUGCCAAAACAAUUAACCCAUCGUCAGCCAUGUUAUCACCAGGAGAAAAUUAUGAUCCCAACAUGGCGAACAACGCAUCAUACACACCGGCAACCUCAGAUAUUAGACAUGCCACACCAGCAGCAUUUCGCCCCCCAAUUUCUUCCAACAAAUCUGGAGAACAAGGCAACACCAAAAAGAAACGAGCUGCGGCUCCUGCUCCUGCAUCUGUACAAAUACCAGCUCAUUCAAUGAAUUCUGGAACAUCAAUUGGAACGUCAGGAGUCGAUUACAUAGAUACGCCUGAUACGCCAGAACUGUCCAAAAAUUCUGACAGUAGAAACAAAAUAGCGCAGUAUUUCCCGGAGCUGGAUAGUAUUGAUCGGAACUGAGUCAAAAGCUAGUUAGAUCAAUAAUCUCCAUUGCGUUGAAUUUUAGGACAGGCAGAGCGAGGUAGUGGUAUUUGGGCCGGCGUCAAAGUUAGAUUGGGGAGUGCAUCGGUUGCAUAUGUAGAAGAGGGCGUUUAGUGCGUGAUGUAGGAUUCCCCUUGAGUAGUCGCAAUUUUACUUUGUUUUUGCCAGAUCGUUUCUUAAUUCUCAAGUUGAAUCAUCAUUGUGCUUUUUAAUAUGCAUAUUCGUGGAUACCUUUCGAACUUUUGAACGCGCUUGAACAUGCUGAGUUAAGCGGAUGACCAAAAUUUCAAAUUCCAACAAUAAAACGUCAAAAUAGCGAAAGAAAAUAAAAACGUUCCUACUUCA
Botrytis cinerea B05.10 is the source of this 2184-nucleotide messenger RNA. RefSeq names its product Bcdug3 (gene Bcdug3). The record is from RefSeq and is a predicted model, not a curated record. Bases 394 to 1818 code for a protein of 474 amino acids. NCBI's taxonomy places the organism in Eukaryota, Fungi, Ascomycota, Leotiomycetes, Helotiales, Sclerotiniaceae. The transcript is spliced from 4 exons.